AUGUCGGAGGGUCACCCUGGCAAGGGCCACAUCCCGGGCAGAGGGGUGCAGGCUCCCCUCAGGGACAGCAGGAGCACAACCCACCGCAAGCAGCCGAGGCAGGCAUCCCUGCCCGGCUCGAGGGACGGAGUGGGGCCGGGGCAGUGUGAGAGGCAGUGUGAGGAGCGGUGUGAGAGGUGCUGCCAGGAGCAGUGUGAGGGGCGCUGUGAGGGGCGCUGCCAGGGGCAGUGUGAGAGGCAGUGUGAGGAGCGGUGUGAGUGGCACUGCCAGGGGCAGUGUGAGAGGCAGUGUGAGUGGCAGCGUGAGGGGCACUGUGAGUGGCAGUGUGAGGAGUGGUGUGAGUGGCGGUGUGAGUGGCAGUGUGAGGGGCAGUGUGAGGGGCAGUGUGAGGGGCAGCGUGAGGGGCACUGUGAGUGGCAGUGUGAGGGGCGCUGUGAGGGGCGCUGCCAGGGGCAGUGUGAGGAGUGGUGUGAGGGGCGCUGUGAGGAGCGCUACCAGGGGCAGUGCGAGGGGCGCUGCGAGGAGCGGUGUGAGGGGCAGCGUGAGGGGCGCUGUGAGUGGCACUGUGAGUGGCAGUGUGAGGAGCGGUGUGAGGGGCGCUGUGAGUGGCAGUGUGAGGGGCGGUGUGAGGGGCGCUGUGAGUGGCAGUGCGAGGGGCGCUGCGAGGAGCGGUGUGAGGGGCGCUGCGAGGAGCGGUGUGAGGGGCAGUGCGAAGGGCGCGAGGGGCGGGGUGAGGGGCAGUGUGAGGGGCGGUGUGAGUGGCAGUGUGAGGGGCGCUGCGAGGAGCGGUGUGAGGGGCAGCGUGAGGGGCAGUGUGAGGGGCGCUGUGAGUGGCAGUGUGAGGGGCGCUGUGAGGGGCAGUGUGAGGGGCGCUGUGAGGGGCGCUGUGAGUGA
Messenger RNA from Passer montanus (Eurasian tree sparrow), 894 nucleotides. Its product is annotated as antimicrobial peptides-like. NCBI's taxonomy places the organism in Eukaryota, Metazoa, Chordata, Aves, Passeriformes, Passeridae. Bases 1 to 894 code for a protein of 297 amino acids. The record is from RefSeq and is a predicted model, not a curated record. The transcript is spliced from 2 exons.